Caenorhabditis angaria is the source of this 490-nucleotide messenger RNA. Lineage: Eukaryota; Metazoa; Nematoda; Chromadorea; Rhabditida; Rhabditidae. The record is from the annotation of a GenBank genome assembly.
AUGAAGAUUUACAUUAUAUUUCUAAUUUUUGAAACUUAUUAUAUAUCAGCGUUUUCUGGUUUACAUGAAGCUGAAGUUGGAAAAUCUACUGUUAUUGAAUUUUCGAGGGAGAAAAUCAGAGGAUUUUCGAGGAUUUUUGAGAAUGGAACCAAGCAGAUUUAUGAUUUGAAUGGGAAUUAUUGGAAGGAUGAGGUGAGUGAUAGAGAAGUUGGGCUAACUUGAAUUUUAGAAAAAAUUUUCUCAAAGAUCUAUACAGCGUAAUUGCGUAGUGUCGUAAUCAAGUCAAUUUUUUUCACAGAACGGCAAUCCUGUUGGCAAUUCCGGAAACUACAUUUUCACGCCUCCCGGUUCUCUCCUAAUCAAAAAAGUCACAAAAUCCGAUGCCGCGCACUACAAUCAUAUUCCAUGGAACCUCCAAGAUCUCACGAUUUCCCCACCGGGAGUUCAAAUUGAUCCAGGACAAACCGGCAUUUUUCUACAUGUUUUUUGA